Anolis sagrei ordinatus is the source of this 8475-nucleotide messenger RNA. RefSeq names its product guanine deaminase (gene GDA). Gene Ontology annotation, cellular component: cytosol. The record is from RefSeq and is a predicted model, not a curated record. Lineage: Eukaryota; Metazoa; Chordata; Lepidosauria; Squamata; Anolidae. Gene Ontology annotation, molecular function: guanine deaminase activity; zinc ion binding. Gene Ontology annotation, biological process: guanine catabolic process.
AAGAGGAGGAGGAGGAGGAGGAGGAAGAGAGCCGGGCGGGGAGGGCGGCAUCCCGGGUGGUAACCACACCCCAAAGGGGGAAAGUCUUCGGGUGCCGGAGGAGGAGAGAGGGUGGCAGGUGGUGCGGCUGCUGCUCCUGGCACCGGCGGGCGAGGACGCGGGCGCGGAGGAAGAGGGACGGCUCCUGGGACCCGCCGCCCGCUUCUCCGCUUCGUACUCUUCGGGGCAGCCCCCGCCGGCGCCUCCCGCCCGCUCCUGGGGGAGCCCCGAAGGGCCAAGGGCGCGCCAUGGCCUCUCCCCCGGGACCCCCGCUGGCCCUCCUCUUCAAGGGCACCUUCGUCCACGCCACCCACGCCUCGCCCAUGGACCUCCUGCCGGGACACCUCCUGGGCGUCGAGGAGAGCGGGAAGAUUGCAUUUUUGGAACCUGCUGAUGAACAAGAGAAACUGGCAAAGAAGUGGGGAUUUAAACCAUCUGACAUAAGAGAGCUCAGUAAUAAUGAAUUCUUCAUGCCAGGUUUGGUUGACGCACAUAUCCAUGCUCCACAGUAUUCUUUUGCAGGAACACGAACAGACCUGCCUCUUCUUCAGUGGUUAAAAAAAUACACGUAUCCAAGAGAGGCCCAAUGUGAGGACCUUAAUCUUGCUGCAGAGGUGUACACAAGAGUUGUGAGGAGAACACUCAAGAAUGGUACAACUACAGCCUGCUACUUUGCAACAAUUCACACAGAUGCUUCUUUGCUUCUGGCUGAUAUUAUCGAUAAGUUUGGCCAAAGGGCAUUCGUGGGCAAAGUUUGCAUGGAUCACAAUGAAUGUUUUCAAGAAUAUAAGGAGACCACCACAGAAUCUGUUAAGGAAACUGAAAGGUUUAUUAAUGGAGUACUGGAAAAGAAAUAUGCAAGAGUACAUCCCAUAGUAACACCUCGUUUUGGGCCAUCAUGCACAGAGGAAUUACUGCGUAGCCUUGGUAACCUGGCAGAAGCUCACGAUAUUCAUGUACAGAGCCACAUAAGUGAAUGCGAAGAAGAGGUCAAACUUAUUAAAAAUAUGUUUCUUUCUUAUCAAAAUUAUACUGAACUGUAUGAUAAAAACAAGCUUCUUACAAACAAGACCAUAAUGGCUCAUGGUUGCCAUCUUACUGAUGAAGAGCUGAAAAUGUUUCACCUUAGAGGAGCUGCCAUUGCACAUUGCCCAAAUUCAAAUAUAUCACUAUGUAGUGGACUUUUUAAUGCAAAAAAGGUUCUGAAACAUGAUGUGAAACUUGGUCUUGGCACAGAUGUUGCUGGUGGGCACUCAUCAUCCAUGCUUGAUGCUAUCAGAAAGGCAAUUAUGGUUUCUAAUAUACUUCAUAUUACUCGAGAAAAUGAGGGAGGCUUAACUCUGAAGGAAGUUUUUCGACUAGCCACCCUUGGAGGAAGUAAAGCUCUAGGAUUAGAUACUAUAACUGGAAACUUUGAGGUUGGCAAAGAAUUUGAUGCACUCCUAAUCAACUCCAAAGCUUCAGAUAGUCCUUUUGAUUUGUUCGCUGCUGAUUCUUCUGAGGAUAUUAUCCAGAAAUUCCUGUAUCUGGGUGAUGACAGGAAUAUUGAAGAAGUUUAUGUGGCUGGAAAGCUGGUGGUUCCAUUUUCAAGUUCUGUAUAAAAUGAAUCCCAUUUUUUUCUCAAAAAAUGCUCUGUUGGUAAUUCUGUAGCUUGAAAGAAGUUGGUGAAAAAUGCGGUGCCUUGUUGUGAUGCUAUGCUCACUGCUUAGUUUGUUUCUGAUUUUCAGGAAAAAGAUUGCAGAUCUCAUCAGUACUAUGCCAAAAAUGUUUCUAAUUUGUACAAGAAAGCGAAGUAACAGUGUCUAAAGUAAAAGAAGAAAGUGCUGUGCAAAGAAUGUAUAGAUACAAUACACAGGGUAUGCAUUUCUCUCCUUGAGCUUUACUUAAUGAUGUUUCUGCCACAACAUUUUGGAAAAUUUAUUUCAUAGUUAUGAAUCUACUGAGGAUUACAAGACCUGACGGAGAUCCAAAGCACUUUUGUGUUGUGUGAGUGUUGUUGAUGUCCUCACCCCUUCCUUAUUUGACCCUUACCUGCAUAGAGGUUAUGUGAUACCCCAGUGGUACUGCAGUCCUUUGAUUACCUAUCACUGCUGAUAAAUAUGGCUUCAGUAUUGUUGUUAGUAAAAGUGAGAGCUUUUGGAUGACAACAGCAAGUACUCAGGGAUUAUUAGGGGAGGGGGAGAACAGGAAAACCAGAUAAUAUGCAGCAGUGAUGUAGUAUUAUCCCAGUCCUUUUAACAAUUUCUUGCACUUUGAUAACAUUUGUUUCAUUCCUCCUUGGAAGUUGAAAGGCCAGUGUAGAAAUCAUAUUCUGUUUGACGACUUCUCUUUAACAAGCAUGGCUAACUGUGAAUUUAAGCACUGCCAUAUUCUUAGCAAUGCUUGUGAAUGUAAAUGUUGCUUCAAUAAACAUUCACAGCAGAAAACACAUUCAUACAGGGCUGAGUUUCAACAUGGCUUUCAAUCUAAGUAAUUGCUUCAUUCUAAUCUAGAGCAGUAGACCAAGGCUGGUUAUGAGGCCAGCGGGGAAAAAUCUUUCCCAAACAGCAAAUUUUUAUGUAUCAUUAAAAGGCAGCAAGUGGUCAGCUAUUUACAAUACCAUUGCUCCCAUGGGAGUUUGAGAAUAGUAUUUUAGGCAUAAAAUAUUUUGGGCUAUUUCUGAUGCAGUUUCAGGACACACUGCAUAGCCUAGGACCAAUUUAAUGAGCUCUUACAAUCGAAAAACUGUUGUGAACAAGAUAUGUUUACUUGAGCAGUAGUACCCUUAAAAAAUAAAUUUAGCUGCAAAACUGUGUUGUUUUACUAGUGUUCACCUGAAUCAAGUUUGAAGGACCAAAUUAGAUACCACUUCACCCUAGUGUUUAACCCUUUGCUACUUUUCUGCUUUGCAAACUCUUUCCCCAGUGCUUCUUUUCCUUUCUUUUUGGGAGUUUUAAGUACUUCCUUUCUUUAAUUUAAACACACAGAAGGAAAGCAGCUGGAGAGGGAAAGAUUUGGAGCAUGCAAGCAACCAGAAAAUGUUUUAGCUUGCUGCUUUGAAUUGUCUCUCUGGAAAUAGCCUUUUUUAGAUUCAAGAGUCUCAGGAUAAUGAUGUCUGCAUUUGCAUGCAGCAUCUAAUUGAGUGCAAGAGCUGUGCUUUCGGAAAUAAUUAAGUAGCAUGCUAAUUUAUUUUACUUGCCCUUUACAACUCAUUCUGAUAGUUACCAUAGUUCUUUGUGCAGAGGGGACCCAAUUUAUAGCAAAAAGAGAAGGCCCAAUUUUCUUCUAUUUAAAACUGAACCAGUGCUGUGGGUGCAAAUGUAUUUCUUCUAGUAUUAAAAAUGUAAAACAUUGUAUAAAACUCAGUUAUUUUAUGCUAUUAGAUUUUUUUAAAAAAAGAACAAGUUGGAAACAUAUUUUUAAAAUAAAGUUGGAAUGUGAAAUACUUGUUGAUAGAGCUGGAAUUUUGAGCUACAGAAAUGCCAUACUGAUUCCAGAUCUAAUUAAACCCUUAGAUAUUAGAAUCUUUUAAGAAAUAGUUGGUUGUGAUGCAGAAAUUUAAACACACUUGGUUAGGUUUCAUGCCAACAGGUGGCUGAACUGAUCUCUUUGUUAAAGGUGUCUCUACCUGGUUUUCAGGUUUCCACCUUUUCACUUCAUUUAGUGUAGAACCCUGAUUCUCUGUGUAGCAUUUUUAUGGGGGUGGAGGGGAUGCCAUGGGGAGGAAGGGCAGAGAAAUCUUAGUUUAUCCCAGAUUUAUAUACAUAAAUUUGGACACAACAUGCUAGCGUGACACUCUGAAGCUCUGGCAGAGUCGUCAUACACUGCAUUAUAUGGUCAGUGUAGACUCAUGUGAUGCAGUUUGAACUGCAUUGUGGGCAUCUAUGUUGAGCGUAUAAUGCAGUUCAAACUGCAUUAUUUUGUAGUGUAGCCUCAACUCCCCCAAGAAGCAUUCUGUCUUUCAUUCCGUAAGAUCAUAGCUGAGCAUGCAAUGUUAUAAGAAUUCCUCUGGGGAAAAGCCUUCCUUUCCCUCCUGGAGUAGCCAUGUUUCUCAGAACUUGGACAAAUAUUUUCUGGAACUAAACACCCUGAAUCAUGGGGAAGAAGAGUAAUGUGUCAGGAAUUAUAGGAAGAACCUUAUUUAGAAUGGUACAAUUUCAUCUUCACUGUUAUGGAGAGAGAUGUACCUCCUGCUUUCUCCUCCAUUUACAUCUUUGCUCUUCAGUCUAAAGUGCAAUUUAUUUUAAAUUGUUGUGGUGCAUAGCAAAUAGGGAUAUCAGCAAUGAAUGUCCAUCGUUCAAAGUUUAUCUCAGCCUUACAUUAUAUUUGAUACCAAGGACUUCAUCAGACAUAUUACAGAAAGCUUGGAGAGGAUGGGGACAGGGAUGAUCUUCUUAACAAAGCGUAUAAUCCGCUUCCAUUUUAAAAGACAUUGUUUACAAAUCCCAUCUGACGCUUUAUGUUCUCUAGCCUUCUCCCAUUCUGUUCUGCAUUUUGAACCAUCACACUAGCAAGUGCAGUCAGCACCCACUCCACAUUCUUCUUUUUUUUAAUCAGGGAAAACUUUGAAAUCCAGCACUAUUUUAUCCCCUUUUGUCACAAUCAGCUCUUCCCAUGCCUUGUUGCCCUGGAUUAGUGCAGUACUAUUUUAACCCCUUUUGUCACGAUCUGCUCUCCCAUGCCUUGCUGCCUUGGAUUAGUCCAGUGCUAUUUUAACUCCUUUUGUCACAAUCACUUCUUCCCAAAUCUUGCUGCCCUGGAGUAGUCCAGCACUGUUUGAAUCCCUUAUACCAUGAUCUGUCCUUCCUUACUAUGGAGCAAAUAGGAGGCAUCGUUCUUAAGGCAGACACCUUUCCUCUCCAUGGGCCUCACCUGCUCGUCCUCCCAAUGCCCUUACUCUUGAAGAGACAAGAGGCAUCUUUCUAAAAGCUGACAAGCCUUCUCUGUGCUCCUCUUCUCACCUCCCAAUUGCAUUACUCUCAAUUGCAGAAGUCCAACAUGUUUGAAAGCCAACAUUACUAUGAAGGAGAAAUAACAGGAAAAACAAAGUGGUGAUAUCUUGACAUUUCAAUAUUUCUAAUGAUUUAAUUAAUUUUAACAAUUACCCUGCCAGGCUCAUGAAGCAGGAUUUUGGGAGAGAAAUAUCAAUUCUUGCUAGGAGUCUGCCCGUAGGAAUGUCCAUUGUUCCACAUCACUGAACCAAAAUGACAUGGGGGAAUCUAACAGAUCCCAUCCCAUGUGUUUCCCUCCUCUUUUUCCUGUUUAAAUACACUUGGGCUACAUUUCAGGGAUAAGAGGCAGUGGAUGACAACCGGAAGUAGUUUUACAUCAUGGGGAGAGUCCUGUGGCACUUCAUCCCUGAAAUGUCUUAGAAGUGUGUGGAAACGGGGGAGGACUUGCGUCUGAUGAGGUCCCAAGAGAAAAAGAAGGUGAUGCCUGUAGGUUUUUAAUAGUAAAAGAUGAGAUUCUAAGAAAAUAAUAUAUGAAAGGAACAAUUAAAAGAUAACAAAUGUUGUUUUCCUGUCAAAUGGGAAAUCAGCCUUUUGGAUGGGAGAAAAGGGUGAGCUCAGGUGGUAGUUUUUGUAAUGGGAUAUCAGAUAGUGCUAUUUUUUUGUCUUUCUGCUUACUUUUAUCUUGCUGUGUUUUGUGGUGGUGUUAGAUGUAUUCUAUAUUUUCAUAAAUGAAUGUGUUUACAUAUUUAAUAUAUGUGAUAAAAGUAUUUUAAAAGCUCAACUCAGCAGGCAUCUUUAGACAGAAUAUCACAUUUUAAUUUCAGUUUACCCCUCUCACUGUACAAUGAAAAUUAGAAUAAUGCUAUUGUCCUAGCUGUUUCAUUGUAAUAUUAGGGAAAAAUCUCUGUAUUGUUAUUGGGUACUACAGCCACACUUCAGGGAGUACAAAUGUACAAGUCUAAGGCUAGGGAUGUCAAUAAUAUUUGAAGAUUUGAGGAGGGAAAUGAGAAAAGGGCUUCUCAAUAAAGACUCAGUGUACAGUGGCCUGAAUCAACUUCCCCUCUUCCCUCCUCAAAGAAUCCCCCCAUGAGAUUUUUUUUUAAUUGAAUACUUUUUGAAGACCUCUAGAAGUGGGGAGGAAAUGUAUUGAAUUAUUCAUUCUGUCUUGUGGGAAUAAAUAAUUUAACACAGCACAUCCCAGCUUGGAUAGAGCAUCUUUGUAAGGAUGCCUUAGAGCAGUGGUUCUCAACUUGGGGUCCCCAGAUGUUUUUGGCCUUCAACUCCCAGAAAUCCUAACAGCUGGUAAACUGGCUGGGAUUUCUGGGAGUUGUAGGCCAAAACACCUGGGGGGCCCAGGUUGAGAACCUCUGCAUUAGAACCUUUCCCGUUUUUGAUAGACACUUUUAGAAUAACUACUCUUAGGCCAUUCAUAAUUUUGUAGGCAAGGCAGAAGACACUGACAUUAUUAGUCACAAGACACAGCCAAGAGAAUUGUACUGAUGUAGCCAAGGAUCUGUCACUAAACACCUCAAAUGAGGACCAAAGCCUUAGAAAAUAUAAAUGAUUUAAACUCUUGCUUUAUCCACCACUUUCAUUGUCAGAAAUGUUAAUAUUGGAUGUGUAUCCCCAUUUUCAUCCUUGCAACUUACAUUCAAUGUCAACAUGUAAUUCAGACCAAAAAAAGAAAAAAGGAAAAUUAUGGAAAUAUAGCUUAUUGAAAAAGAUUCAAUGUGCACUUUGUGGAAAUGAGCACUUUUAAAAUAUAUAAAUGGAGUUGAUUUGAUAUGUGUUUAUCCUGCUGUGUUACCUUUUCACCUUAUCUUUGAAUAAUUAAACUCAAUAUAUCCUAUGUUUUACACACUCAUAUGAAUGAUUCCUAUAUGGCAAAGAGAAUUCUGCACUUUAAAAAUGAUGCCAUGACUUACUGUCCAUGGUCUGUUGUAUUUGCGAACAGGUGGCUUAGGAAACUUAGAGAAGGGGCUGCACUUUACUUGCUUUUACCAAAUACUUUUCUAGUGCACUGAGCCUACAUAUUUUUUUGCUGCUGCUUACCAAGAUGAAAUAUAAAAAUAUGGCAUUCUGUAUUGCUUUUGCAGAUUGAUAUUCUACAGUUACUGGUCCAUAACUGUAUUCCCAGUAUUCCCUGCCCUGUAUUCAGCAGAACUAUGUGUUUGUGAUUGUGGGCAGUAUUACUACAAUCAUAAAUGUUCCCCUCCCUAACCCAUUUCAAUAGCCAGCAGCUCCAUCAAGCAAUAGUGAAUGGGGUGUGGUAGGAUGCCAUUUCCAGCUCUUCUUUCCCGUGAGUGAGGCUGUGUCCAUCAGCAGCAAGACUCCUGUAGCAAUUCCUCAUUGAGAUUCACUUGCUGGUGAGAGGAGACUGGAAAAGUCAUCUUCAUCACUAGAUGAACAGAUCUCCAUCACAUAGUCAGCUGGCUGUUAAGAUAAGUUUUGGAUGGGUCAGGAGAUGCUACAUGGUUAUGCAUUCACAACACAGUAAGCCAGUUGUUCUCAACCUGUGGUUCCCCAGAUGAUUUGGUCUUCAACUCUCAGAAAUCCUAAUAGCUGGUAAACUGGUUGGGAUUUCUGGGAGUUGUAAGCGAAAACACCUGGGGACCCACAGGUUGAGAACCACUGCAAUAAAGAAUGCAAGGAAAUAACAAUAGUCUUUCAGUCUCUUGAUUUACAACAAAAAUGUAACUCACCAGUUUGUGGAAAAAUAACUGAAACUGCCAAAGGAAACAGGUGAAAUAUAAUGUAUUAACCCAGAUUCAGCUGCAAUAUUUAUUUAAUUCAGACUACAACACCCAGAUAUUCAUUAAGGUUCAUAUGUGCCAUGUGCCCAGAGCUGGAAAGUCAGGAUGAAUGUUUUCCCACCAACAGAAACUUGCCUGGAAUAAGAGUGCAAUAUGAAUACUACCAUUUUUUUUCUUCCCACGGACACUAGCCAUGUUGAUUUUGUGCAAUUUCCCCUUCACAUAUAUUGGUUUCCAGCAUGAAGGAAUCUCACUUAAUUAGUAUUAACCCAGCUUGCCUAUUUUUUUUUCCUGUUAGUAGGAUAUUUUGACUGGCUUUGGAACCAGUGGUGGGGAAAAACAAUACCAAGAGCAUGGUGAUUUUAACUUUUUAUGUAUUCAAAUCAACUCAUGUAUACAUGCAAACUGUGUUUUGUUUGUGCUGCUAAUAGAUUUGGAAGACUACUGGGAUCUUGAUGUUGCUAGCCCUAGGGAAUGAAGCAUUUUGGGCCAUUCUCAUCAUGAUGUGCUGCAAUUAAUGCUGAUGUGAAAAGUGCUUUGAUUUCAUUUUAUAAAAGGGAAAAGUCACUUUCAAAAAGCACCUUCAAAUAAUCUUGCCUGGACUCAAUUUUCUUCUGAUUUCAUACUUUCAAGAUGGGAAAUGCACCUGGAAUAGUGACUUUAUCUCUGUGUACCAACUGCAAUGUUGUCAUUUAUGUUAAAUGAACACCAUUUUGCUGAUUAAAUAAAAUGAAGAGAUAAUGUUUACAUUA